This is a messenger RNA of Sus scrofa (pig), 1222 nucleotides long. It is a transcript of the gene DNASE1L1, whose product is annotated as deoxyribonuclease 1 like 1. Gene Ontology annotation, cellular component: nucleus. Gene Ontology annotation, molecular function: DNA binding; deoxyribonuclease I activity. Lineage: Eukaryota; Metazoa; Chordata; Mammalia; Artiodactyla; Suidae. The record is from RefSeq and is marked validated. Gene Ontology annotation, biological process: DNA catabolic process.
GAAGGGUGUGGUGGCUGAAUCGGUCCGGAAGGGUGAGUCGGGCUGACUGUCUCUUCCUCCUUUUUCCCAGGCAGGCGCUGCGAUUCCUCGGGGUGGGGCGAUCCGCUCGCAGCGCAGGCAGGCGUGGAGACGACCCGGUCUAUGCAGAACUGAGCCCAGCUGGGACUUCAAUCAACCUGGGGCAACCUGGAUUCCUCUGGAGGGUUCCAGAAGCACACAUGUGGCCAUGCACUGCUGCUCCUCCUCCUCCUCCUGGCCGGUGGGGCUGAAGCCUUUCGCAUUUGCGCCUUCAAUGCCCAGCGGCUGACACUUGCCAAGGUGGCCAGGGAAUAUGUGAUGGACACCUUAGUUCGGAUCCUGGCUCGCUGUGACAUCACGGUGCUGCAGGAGGUGGUAGACUCUACUGGCAGCGCCAUCCCCCUCCUGCUGCGAGAACUCAAUCGAUUUGAUGGCUCUGGGCCCUACAGCUCCCUGAGCAGCCCGCUGCUGGGGCGUGGUGCGUACAAGGAGAAGUAUGCGUACAUCUACCGGUCACACAGGACACAGGUCCUGAAUUUCUACUUGUACCCUGACGAGGAUGACCUCUUUGCCCGGGAGCCCUUUGUGGGCCAGUUCUCUUUGCCCAGCAAGGUCCUUCCCAGCCUGGUGCUGGUCCCGCUGCACACCACUCCGAAAGCCGUGGAGCCGGAGCUGAAGGCGCUAUACGAAGUGUUUCUGGAUGUCUCCCAGCGCUGGCAGAGCGAGGAUGUGAUCCUGCUUGGGGACUUCAAUGCUGACUGCGCUUCACUGACCAAGAAGCGCCUGGAUGAGCUAGUCCUUCGGACUCAGGCUGGCUUCCACUGGGCCGUGGCCGACGGGGUGGACACCACGGUUCGGGCCAGCACCCACUGUACCUACGACCGAAUAGUGCUGCACGGGGAGCGCCUCCAGAGUCUGCUGCGCAACGCAGGCGCCUUCGACUUUCCCCAAAGUUUCGGACUCACCGAGGAGGAGGCCCUCAACAUCAGCGACCACUACCCCGUGGAGGUGGAGCUGAGCCGAGCCGUGCACAGGAUCCAGCCCCUCAGCCUGGCCACUCUGUUGCUCUCGUUGCUGCUACUACUCCUGUCCCCACAGCUGGGCCUGGCGGCCUGAAGCCGUCCUGUACCUGCCGCCCAGGUGUGAGGCCCACGCGGCACCCCGUCCUGAGCCCUGCCCCCAUCAAAUGCAGCCUCCUCUCUCC